AUGGAUCUACAAAGAAGAAUAAAAUUGGAACCACUGAAGGAAAACCAUACCUUAAGCUCUGAAUUUAUUAUCUUAGGCUUUGGGGAUCUGGCCGAACUACGGAUCCUCUUUUUUGGACUAUUUCUAAUUAUGCAUCUUGUCACCCUAGCAGGCCAUACAACUAUUGUGCUUAUCACCCUCAUUGAUACCUGCCUUCAGACACCCAUGUAUUUCUUCCUUCGGAAUCUAUCUGCCAUUGAAAUUUGCUACAUAUUAGUUAUUGUCCCUAACAUGCUGGCCAAUUUCCUGUCCAAAACCCAGCGAAUGCCCAUCCUGGGAUGUGCUCUGCAAAUGCACUUCUUUAUUGCCCUGGGUGGAGCAGAGUGUUUCCUCCUUGCUGCAAUGGCCUAUGAUCGUUUUGUGGCCAUCUGCAACCCCCUGCGUUAUACACUUAUUAUCACCAAGGCACUCUGUUUGCAGAUGUUGGCUCUGGCAUGCAUCAGUGGUUUUACACUUUCACUCACCCUUACCACGCUGAUAUUCCUCCUGCCCUUCUGUCAGUCCCAUGUCAUCAACCAUUUCUUCUGUGAUAUUCCUGCUGUUCUAUUCUUAGCCUGCUCUGACACACGGGGCAAUGAGAUUGCAGUCUUCCUUGUCUGCAUGCUGAUUCUGUUGAUACCCUUCUUGCUGAUCCUGUUUUCAUAUGGAUUCAUUAUUGCUGCCAUCCUCAGAAUCCAUUCAGCAGAAGGCAGGAGCAAAGCUUUCUCUACCUGUGCUGGCCACCUGCUGGUCUCUGUCAUGCACUAUGGCUGUGCAAUUUUCAUCUACAUUCGUCCCAAGUCCUGCUACACCCCGGAACAGGACAAAAUUGUGUCCUUAAUCUAUACCAACGUAACCCCAAUGCUCUACCCUAUGAUCUAUAGCUUGAGAAACAAGGAAGUCAAAGGUGCCCUCAGGAGACUCCUGGUGAGCCACAACUGA
Molecule: messenger RNA, 960 nt
Organism: Microtus ochrogaster (prairie vole)
Lineage: Eukaryota; Metazoa; Chordata; Mammalia; Rodentia; Cricetidae
Product: olfactory receptor 10V1-like
Biological process (GO): G protein-coupled receptor signaling pathway
Cellular component (GO): membrane
Molecular function (GO): G protein-coupled receptor activity; olfactory receptor activity
Source: RefSeq, a predicted model, not a curated record